AACUUUACCCGGAAGCUAUUCUGUACCCGGAAGUAGCCCCAAAUCCCCAUAACAAGUGUUGGUGAAAAAGCGUCUUUGUGUCUUCUGCAACAUCAACUUAGAUCUUUAUUCUACACCACAACUAGGUGAAUAGGUGCGUGAUGAAGGAGUGCUUCUAGGCAUGGACACACUCUCCAGCCACAGCUCCUACCUGCUGCAGCAGCUGCAGGAGCAAAGGAUUCAGGGCAUGCUGUGUGACUGCAUGCUGGUGGUCAAGGGAGUCUGCUUCAAAGCCCACAAAAAUGUCCUGGCUGCUUUCAGCUCCUAUUUCAGGUCUUUAUUCCAGAAUUCCCCGAGUCAGAAAAACGAAGUGUUCAAUUUGGUAAUCCAGGAUGUGGGAGGCAUCGGCCAAAUCCUGGACUACAUGUACACCUCCCACCUGGACAUCAACCAGGACAACGUGCAGGCGCUCCUGGACAUCGCUCAGUGUUUGCAAGUCCCUAACGUCCAAAGCAUGUGUAACACCUUCCUCAAGCCGGUGGAAAUGCCCUCCUUCUCUCUGCCUGGUAUGCUGACUUCAGAACACGACUGCCUCCUGGGGAGCAGCCUGCCCAAUGAUGUCCACCUCCAUUGUCCCUCUGAAGUACCCAGGCCCGGCUUCAUGGAGCAAGCCAGAAGAAUGGCUGUUUCUGUGCCUAACAGCUGCAACCAGGCAGCUGUAGAAAAGCAGUUAGUCCAUGGAUAUAAGCUCCGCAACUUCUACAGUAAGCAGUACUUCAAACAGAUUCAGGCCUCAAGUCAGAGCCCGGGCCCUUCGGUUGUGGUGGAGGAGUCCCAGUGUCAUCUCGGGGUCAGCCAGGGAGAAAAUCACUCAAACACAGUCCAGCCCAACAAUUCUUCCUUGGCCCUUGACAAGAGCCAAGAACCCGUCUCUGCACUGACACCCUCCGAUAGCUUAAACGCUGAGCAUGCAGACUCCCUGCUCAAUAAGCCAAUGCGUCCAAAGAAGACCGUGUACCUAAAAAAAUACAACUACUUACGCGCUCAGAAGGCCUUGGAGGAAAUGUUGGCAGAACCCGUCUGCGAGCCCAUCCUUAGCUGCUCCAAAGAGGUCCAGAUUGAAGCUGAAGAUAUUGUCGCUGAGCGGGAAGACACAACUAAGACCCCAUCAGAUGCUGAAAUACCCAGACCUUCGCCGGAGAACCAGGAGGACGUGCCGAGUGUGGCGCAGCAAACGCUACAUAAAUAUUGCUGCAACCUUUGUGGGAAGAUCUUUAAACACCCCAGCAACCUGGAGAUGCACAAACGAUCACAUACAGGCGAGAAGCCAUUCGAGUGUAACGUCUGUGGAAGGAACUUCUCCCAGGCUGGAAACUUACAGACACACCUGCGACGACAUUCUGGAGAGAAACCUUAUAUCUGUGAGUUAUGUGGCAAAAGCUUCACUGCGUCUGGUGACGUCCACCGUCACAAGGUGGUCCACACAGGAGAGAAACCCCACCUGUGUGACAUAUGUGGUCGAGGGUUUAACAACUUGAGCAACCUGAAAGAACACAAGAGGACCCACGCCACAGACAAGAUGUUCACCUGUGACCAGUGUGGAAAAUCCUUCAACACGCACAGGAAACUCCUGAAGCACAAAGCCUGCCACGCUGGGGAGAAACCACACAGCUGUCCCACAUGCGGGAAGUGCUUCAUCGGCUCCGGGGACCUGCAGCGUCACAUCCGCUCCCACACUGGAGAGAAACCAUACCUCUGCACCUCUUGUGGUAAAAGCUUCACCCGUUCCGCCAUGUUGAGGAAACACAGCAACAUGCACUGCAAGGGUGCGCCCGCUGAUGGCGCCGUCACCUCGGACCAGACCGGUAGUGCAGACGUAGGCACGCCCCUUAGCAAAAGUGUGUGUCUGAACAAUGUCACCACAAGUGAGCAGACUUUUCCCGCAUCGAUGCCUCCCACAGGACCUGAGAAGCCUUCGACACCUACUCCUCCACCUUUGGACAUCCAGCUGAGCCCGGCUUCAAACUCCCUUCCAGAACUGCGCACCCUGGUCCCCCAUCACCUGCUCUCAUCCUCCCACCAGGAAAGGGUGCCUGCUUCGGAUCCCAUGAAGCUGCCCAAAGCCCAUCUAUCCCCAGAGGUGGUGUAUGGGCCCUAUGGGGAAAACAUUGGGAGAGGACUGGUGGGCAAGGCCUACCAGGACAGUCCCUGUGCCACCUUGACUCGCUCCAACAGUGAAGGCAACUUUACAUCCAGCGUAACUCUGUGGGGCCUUGCCAUGAAGACUUUGCAGAACGAGAACGACAUGGAUCAAUAACACUUCUGUCAGUCCCCUAGGGCGGGGGUCGGCAACUCACAAUGUUGAAAGAGCCAUAUUGGACCCAAAAUACGAAAGACAAAUCUGUCUGGAGCUGCAAAAAAUAGAAAGCCUUAUAUAAGUGUUAACAUGAUGUCAGUGUCUAUAUUAGCCGACUAGCAAAACGACCGUGACGCAAAUCUUUGUUGAUAGAAAUGUUGAAAUGUAAUAUUUAUUCUACACAUUUGAAAUCAUUAGUAAAAUGGAGGCUUCUCACCGGGUGAGAUAACUCCUGGAAAUGUCUGUCUUAAAGGAAAACUGCAGGCGGGCUUCUAAUGGCUUUACUACAAUCUCUGCAAGCUGGCUAACAUUUGCUGUGGUCUGGAACAACAUGGCACACAAUUUGUCAUGAAACAUGCAAAUAUAAAUGAAAUAGACAAAGGUCACAAGUAAAGGAAAUGAAUGAGCUGAAAUGUAGCUACAAAUGAGGCAAUGUGUUCAAACCCUGUUUCCAUUUGAGUUGGGAAAUUGUGUUAGAUGUAAAUAUAAACAGAAUACAUCCAUUUUCUACCGCUUUCUCCCUUACGGGGUCGCGGGGGGCGCUGGCGCCUAUCUCAGCUACAAUCGGGCGGAAGGCGGGGUACACCCUGGACAAGUCGCCACCUCAUCGCAGUAAACAGAAUACAAUGAUUUGCAAAUCAUUUUCAACUCAUAUUCAAUUGAAUAUGCUACAAAGACAACAUAUUUAAUGUUCCAACUCAUAAACUUUUUUUUUUUUGCAAAUAAUAACUUAGAAUUUCAUGGCUGCAACACGUGCCAAAGUAGUUGGGAAAGGGCAUGUUCACCACUGUGCGACAUCACCUUUUCUUUUAACAACACUCAAUAUACGUUUGGGAACUGAGGAAACUAAUUGUUGAAGCUUUGAAAGUGGAAUUCUUUCCCAUUCUUGCUUGAUGUAGAGCUUCAAGGCCUACUGAAAUGAGAUUUUCUCAUUCAAACGGGGAUAGCAGGUCCGUUCUGUGUCAUACUUGAUCAUUUCGCGAUAUUGCCAUAUUUUUGCUGAAAGGAUUUAGUAGAGAACAUCCACGAUAAAGUUCGCCACUUUUGGUAUUUCCUGAAAAAGCCUUGCCUUUACCGGAAGUCGCAGACGAUGACGUCACAUGUUGAUGUCUCCUCACAUAUUCACAUUGUUUUUAAUGGGAGCCUCCAACAAAAACAGUUAUUCGGACCGAGAAAACGACAAUUUCCCCAUUAAUUUGAGCGAGGAUGAAAGAUUCGGGUUUGAGGAUAUUGAUAGCGACGGACUAGGAAAAACGUGAUAGCUUUGGGACAUAUUCCGAUGUUUUUAAACACGUUUACUAGAAUAAUUCUGGGAAAUCCCUUAUAUUUCUAUUGUGUUGCUAGUGUUUUAGUGAGUUUAAUAGUACCUGAUAGUCGGAGGGGUGUGUUGACGCCGAUGUCUCACGGGUGUUGACGGCAGCUGUACGGACGACACAAGCUCAGCUGAUAUCCGCUAAGUGGCGACUUUUUCUCAGCUUUUCUCCGGUAAGAAGCGACUUUUUAACCACAAUUUUCUCACCGAAACUUGCUGGUUGACAUUCUGUCUUGAUCCAUGUCUGCUUGACCGCUCUGAUCCAUAGUAAAGUUUCAGCUCCGGGAAUUUUAAACAAGGAAUCACAGUGUGUUUGUGUGGCUAAAGGCUAAAGCUUCCCAACUCCAUCUUUCUACUUUGACUUCUCCAAUAUUAAUUGAACAAAUUGCAAAAUAUUCAGCAACACAGAUGUCCAAAAUACUGUGUAAUUAUGCCGUUAAAGCAGACCACUUUUAGCUGUGUGUGUGUGCAGCGCUCACACUUCCUAAAAACCGGUGACAUCCUGCGUACACGUCAUCAUUACACGACGUUUCCAAGACAAAACCCCCGGGAAAUUUAAAAUUGUAAUUUAGUAAACUAAAAAGGCCGUAUUGGCAUGUGUUGCAAUGUUAAUAUUUCAUCAUUGAUAUAUAAAGUAUCAGACUGCGUGGUGGCUAGUAGUGGCUUUCAGUAGGCCUUUCAGUCCUUCAACAGUCCGGGGUCUCCGCUGUCGUAUUUUACGCUUCAUAAUGCGCCACACAUUUUCCAUGGGAGACAGGUCUGGACUGCAGGCGGGCCAGAAAGUACCUGCACUCUUUUUUUAGGAAGCCACGCUGUUGUAACACGUGCUGAAUGGGGCUUGGCAUUGUCUUGCUGAAAUAAACAGGGGCGUCCAUGAAAAA
This is a messenger RNA of Nerophis ophidion (straightnose pipefish), 4528 nucleotides long. It is a transcript of the gene zbtb49, whose product is annotated as zinc finger and BTB domain containing 49. The coding region runs from base 161 to 2296 and encodes 711 amino acids. Gene Ontology annotation, biological process: regulation of transcription by RNA polymerase II. Lineage: Eukaryota; Metazoa; Chordata; Actinopteri; Syngnathiformes; Syngnathidae. Gene Ontology annotation, molecular function: DNA-binding transcription factor activity, RNA polymerase II-specific; RNA polymerase II cis-regulatory region sequence-specific DNA binding; protein binding. The record is from RefSeq and is a predicted model, not a curated record. Gene Ontology annotation, cellular component: nucleus. The transcript is spliced from 8 exons.